CGCCGCGCGCGCUUAAAGUCUCGCGAUGCUCGCGGGAGGGGCCGCGACCAACAUGGCGGACGAGGAGGUGGCCAAGUUGGAGAAGCAUCUGAUGCUUCUGCGACAGGAGUACGUGAAGCUGCAGAAGAGGCUGGCCGAGACGGAGAAGAAGUGUCGCCUCCUGGCCGCGCAGGCCCACCAGGAAGGCAGCGGCGACUGCUUCAUCACGCGUUUGCUGAGGAUCGUGGCUGACCUCUACGAGCAGGAGCGGUACAGUGACCUGAAGAUCAAGGUUGGCAAUCAGCUCAUCAACGCUCAUAAGUUUGUGUUGGCUGCACGCAGCGAGAAUUGGAGUCUGACCAGCCUGGCCUCCACUGAAGAACUGGACCUUUCAGAUGCCGACCCCGAGGUGACGAUGGCCUUGCUUCGUUGGGUCUACACCGAUGACUUGGAGCUCAAGGAAGACGACGUCUUCUUGACAGAGCUGAUGAGGCUGGCCAACCGCUUCCAGCUGCAGCUGCUGCGGGAACGGUGUGAGAAAGGCGUGAUGUCCCUAGUAAAUGUGAGGAAUUGUAUCCGUUUCUACCAAACUGCCGAAGAAUUGAAUGCCACCACUUUGAUGAACUAUUGCGCAGAAAUCAUCGCCAGCCACUGGGAUGACCUGAGCAAGGAGGACUUCAGUAGCAUGAGUGCACAGCUGCUGUACCAGAUGAUCCGGUCCAAGACGCAGCACCCACUCCACAAAGCCAUCCGGCUGGAGCGCGAGGACGUCGUCUUCCUCUAUCUCAUUGAGAUGGAUGCCCAGCUGCCCCUGAAGCUGAAUGAGCUGGAUCCCAAUGGAGAUCUCGCUUUAGAUCUCGCCCUCUCUCGAAGACUGGAGAGCAUCGCCACCACGCUGGUGAGCCACAGAGCCGAUGUAGACAUGGCGGACAAGAGUGGCUGGAGCCUGCUGCAUAAAGCCAUCCAAAGAGGAGACAGCUUUGCGGCCACCUUCCUCAUUAAGAACGGCGCCCUGGUGAACGCGGCCACCGUGGGGGCCCAGGAAACGCCACUGCACCUUGUGGCCUCGUCCAGCUGCAGGAAGGGCCCAGCCGACGUCGCGUCGGAGAUGGUGCACAUCACCGAGUCCCUGCUCCAGGCCGGGGCCAACCCCAACAUGCAGGAUGGCAAAGGCAGGACUCCAUUGCAUUUGUCCGUCAUUUCCAGGAAUGACAUCGUAUUCAGUCAGCUGCUGCAGUGUAAACAGUUAGAUUUGGAGCUGAAGGACCACGAGGGGAGCACAGCCCUGUGGCUGGCCGUCCAGUACGUCACGGUGUCCUCAGACCAGGCAGUGAACCCCUUUGAUGAUGCGCCCGUUGUCAACGGGACCUCCUUUGAUGAAAACAGCUACGCGGCCAGGCUGAUUCAGCGAGGCAGCAACACGGAUGCGCCCGACACAGUGACGGGAAGCUGCUUACUCCAGAGGGCAGCUGGGUCGGGCAAUGAGGCUGCAGCCCUCUUCUUGGCAGCCAACGGAGCCAAGGUCAAUCACAGGAACCGGUGGGGAGAAACGCCGCUGCACACGGCCUGCCGGCACGGCCUGCCCACCCUGACGGCCGAGCUCCUGCAACAGGGCGCUAACCCGAACCUACAGACCGAAGAAGCCCUGCCCGCGGGCCCAGGCCUGGGUGAGGGCGUCUACCUGCAGACCCCGCUGCACAUGGCCAUAGCUUACAACCACCCUGAUGUGGUGUCUGUCAUCCUGGAGCAGAAAGCUAAUGCCCUUCAUGCCCUCAAUUCCCUGCAAAUCAUCCCAGACUUCAGUCUCAAGGAUUCCAGGGACCAGACUGUCCUGGGGCUGGCAUUGUGGACAGGGAUGCACACAAUAGCGGCUCAGCUCCUGGGGUCGGGAGCCUCCAUUAAUGACACCAUGCCCGACGGCCAGACGCUGCUGCACAUGGCCAUCCGUCGGCAGGACGACAAGAGCGCGCUCUUCCUCCUAGAGCAUCAGGCGGACAUCAACAUCCGGACCCAGGACGGUGAGACGGCCCUUCAGCUGGCCAUCAAAAACCAGCUUCCCCUGGUGGUAGACGCCAUAUGCACCCGCGGGGCUGACAUGUCCGUGCUGGACGACCAGGGAAACCCUCCGCUGUGGCUCGCCCUAGCUAGCGAUCUGGAAGACAUCGCGUCUACUCUGGUGAGGCAUGGCUGUGACGCCACAUGCUGGGGCCCAGGCCCGGGCGGAUGUCUUCAGACACUCCUGCACAGAGCCAUUGACGAGAACAACGAGUCUGUGUCCUGCUUCCUCAUCCGCAGCGGCUGUGACGUGAACAGUCCGAGACAGCCGGGGGCUAAUGGAGAAGGAGAUGAAGAGGCCAGAGAUGGACAGACCCCCUUGCACCUGGCAGCCUCCUGGGGCCUGGAGGAGACGGUCCAGUGCCUCUUGGAAUUUAGGGCCAAUGUCAAUGUGCAGGAUGCCGAGGGCCGGGCGCCGAUUCAUGUUGCUAUUAGCAACCAGCAGAGUGUCAUCAUCCGGUUGUUGAUUUCCCACCCUGACAUCCGCCUGAACGUCCGCGACCGCCAAGGCCUGACCCCGUUUGCUUGUGCAAUGACUUACAAAAACAACAAGGCAGCCGAGGCCAUCCUAAAGCGAGAGCCCGGAGCUGCCGAGCAGGUAGAUAACAAGGGCCGGAACUUUCUGCACGUGGCGGUCCAGAACUCGGACAUUGAAAGUGUGCUGUUCCUCAUCAGCGUCCAAGCAAAUGUGAAUUCCCGAGUCCAGGAUGCCUCGAAGCUGACUCCCCUCCACUUGGCGGUCCAGGCGGGGUCUGAGAUCAUCGUCCGCAAUCUGCUUCUUGCAGGUGCCAAGGUGAAUGAAUUAACCAAGCACCGCCAGACUGCCCUCCACCUGGCUGCCCAGCAAGACCUGCCCACCAUCUGCUCUGUGCUCCUGGAGAACGGGGUCGACUUCUCUGCUGUGGAUGAAAACGGAAAUAACGCUCUCCAUCUUGCGGUCAUGCAUGGUCGGCUGAGUACCAUCCGGGCCCUCCUGACUGAGUGCAGUGUGGAUGCGGAGGCCUUUAAUCUGAGGGGCCAGUCACCGCUACACAUUCUGGGCCACUAUGGCAAGGAGAACGCAGCCGCCAUCUUUGAGCUCUUCCUGGAGUGCAUGCCCGAGUACCCUCUGGACAAACCUGACGCCGAAGGGAACACAGUGCUGCUCUUGGCCUACAUGAAGGGCAAUGCCAACUUGUGCCGCGCCAUUGUGCGUGCUGGGGCUCGCCUGGGCGCUCACAAUAACCAGGGGAUCAACAUCUUCAACUACCAGGUGGCCACGAAGCAGCUCCUGUUCAGGCUCCUCGACAUGCUCUCCAAGGAACCUCCAUGGUGUGAUGGCUCCAACUGUUACGAGUGCAUGGCCAAGUUUGGGGUCACGACGCGGAAGCAUCACUGCCGGCACUGCGGACGCCUCCUUUGCCACAAAUGCUCCACCAAGGAGAUCCCCAUCAUCAAGUUUGAUCUGAACAAACCCGUCAGAGUCUGCAACAUUUGCUUCGAUGUUCUGACCCUGGGGGGAGUCUCCUAGGGAGCCGGGGGCUGCCCUGGCUCCGUUCUCCUCGGCCCCAGCAGCCACCCAGCUCGCCAGCCCCGCAGCCAGGGAGAGGGAAGGUGGUGGCGACAGCCUUUGUCUCCCUCCUGCAACAGACUGAAACCAAUUAAGGACCCCCUAGUGAUUUACUCCAUUACCAAUGAUUUCUGUGAUUGGACCGGACCACUGGAAAUGAGGUGGUGAGUGUGGCUGCGCCAGGCCCCCCCGGGAGAGCCUGGUGUUGAGGCCCGCAGCUGGGGAGGGGACACGCCUGCUCGGCUGAGCUAGCUGCUGCCGUGUUGGGCUUUUGAGGCUUCUUCCCACUGGGAAGCCUGCGCAUGGGCACUUUGUAAACAGGGUUCAGAAGGAUUACCAGGAAACAGUGGCCUUAACCACAGAAAGCUUGACCGGGGGCGUCCCUGCUCUCCCACGGGCUGCCCAGGCCGCCGUGUUGAGGUGCAGGGCUGCUCCCCCGGAGGUGCCCCUGCCCCAAGGGCAGCCUGCACACCUCAGGGACACCGAGCGGGAGCCGUGCACUUGUGCCGGUGACGCUGGGGGGCUAGCUCUGUAUCCCAGCCACACAGAGAACCUGGAACGCACAACGCCCCCAUCUGUGCUCAGAAGAAAAGUGUGCGUGUUUAACCCACAUGGGGAAGUUCAUUUGGAACACAGGCUUCAUUUAUGCGGCUCGAAUGUCCAGGAAAAGACAGGCCUGGGCCUUACUGGGAGGUCCUGUCCUCGCCUGGGCCUUCCUCAGUCGAGAGAGGGGCUGCCCCCUUUCCUGGGCCUCACCUCACCUCACCUCACCAGUGCAGUCCUGAAGGCCAAAGGAGGUUUGUGGUGACCCCGGCUGACAAGGAACAGUGAGGAGAGGAGGGUUAGAGGGCGUCACACCUCCAUCACGGCAAAGGAAGGCUCACCUCUCCUCGGCCUCGUUAGCCUCUCUGCCGAGCGCGGUCCCUCCACAGUCGCCCUUCGCAGGCUGGGUGGCCCCCCAGGAUGCUUCCGGAGCCAUGGCACGUGUGCAGCCUGUAGACAGAUGCGCACAUGCAUGCACACACACAUGUACGCACAUCUAUACAUAUUUAUACAGUAUGUAGAAUGGAGUCAGAAAUAAGUGGUACUAUUUUCUGUUUCUGUGAUCUGGAAAGUAUGUACAUAUCACACACAUGCGUUAUGUUUGAAGCGAGAAUUUGGAUGUGUCUGCUGUGUUUAAAAGACAAAAGUUCAUUUAGGGGCCAUGCUUACUCAGUGCCGUCACAUUCUGUGUGGAAUUUGCUGGAAAGAACCUCGCCCCCUUUGAUGAGGAGCCAGGAAUGCCUGUGUGCCACCUACAUGCGUGCAUGCACACACACGCAUCCACAUACACGUGCACACACGUGCACACGCAUACAUGCACAUACAAUGUGCACACACGUGUGCACACGCACACACGCACCCCUUUGCAGCCACUGGCUAGCUUCCACAUUGGAGGACCUUUGCUCUUUGGGGCAUCACAAGAAACCAUUUGCUAGAGCUUAAUUAGGUGAGAUUUAAUUCUUUUAUCCAAAUAACUCUAAUUAUGUUACAGGAGGGGCUUGGCCUUCUCUUCUGCUUCUCUUAUCGCUUCCUACGUCGUUGUUCACACUUAAGUCUGAAUCACGUGUUGAAAUGUUCCAGGAACACACCCAACAUGUUUGUGGGGUCCCUGUAUCGAGUCAGGGUCAGUUUCUACCGGGUGGACUCGAGGACCCCUCCCCCACAGCUCAUGUUCUGUGCUCGGGCCUCUUGGGGUGGCAUUCCUCUCCGCGCAGCCCCUCCCAGAUGGCGCCAGCCUGCCCUCGUGCCAGUCCCGCCGACACGCUCGUGGGUGUCUGCGGUCGGGGGCUGCACAGCUUCCGGGCUGUUCUAAGAAGUGCAUCAGACCCGCUCGGGCAGUAUCUGCAGGGAGCUGUGGGGCACUCAGAUCCUCCUCAGAUUCUCCCGUUGGGAAGUCCAGAGUCCUGGAGCAAGGGAAGAGUGAGCCGGGCCCAGCCCCAGUCACUGCGGGCCACCUGCGAGCCAGGCAUAUUGCAGCCUGUUGGGGGGGACCCCAAGCUGACCCUGCCUCAAGAUCAGUGUCCCCGAGGUGGGGAUCCGUGUGUGUAUGGGACACAGGAGCGGUUUUUCACCCAGACACUCCUUUCUCCCCAGGAUUCGGACCCAUAUGGUCGUGACUUCAGUCCCCCACCCCGAAGCUUGAGUCAUGGAAUGGCAGUCUACCCUUUUCACGUGCGUUCUGUCCCAAGCACAGCCCCCUCCUGGUUCACUCACAGCGUCACCAGGGGCAGAUCCAGCCUCUGGCUACUGGCUCCUUGUCCGUGAGCUGGCCACAAGUCCAGUGUCAACCCCGAAAUUGGCUCCCUCGGCCUGAAUGGCAGUUAGUAAUAAGGACAGCAGACAGUCUCAGCAGAAAGGCCUGGGAGUGAGGGGGUCCCAGAAGGCAGGCGUCUGCAGGGCUUGGCUAAGACCCUCGGUCCCUCCAAAGCACAAAACACCUAGAGGAGAGGAAGGCGGGGGCUGACUCCCAAGGCCUCAUUUUCCUUUUCUUGUGUGGAGUGGGACAGAGCCGUCCCAGAAAUGGACUGACCAGGUCCUGCUGUUCCCAGAGCUCACUGACCAUUACCAUUCUAAAUGCCUUAAAGACUGCAGAUUCAUGCCUCUACGGUUUCAUUUCCAUGUGCAUAAAUGGUACCUCAGCCUGAUGCUUUGUAGCUGAUGCUGGCCGGCUCUCAGUGGGAAAGCCCCGGGCAAUGCUGUGUGUCCCUCUGGGUCUGGGGUCUGGGGUCAUGGGGUCCUAGGGUGGGAGUGCUGUGCAGAAGAGAUUCUGAGGACCACCAGGAGGCGGGCACGUGCGGCCAAGGUCACCUUGGAGUCUGGAAUAGAAUGUAUUUUUCCAUUAAUUUGCAUUAAUGAUUCCUUGUAAUAAUACUAGAAUGCAUCAACCAUGUACAUUAAAAUGAAAACCUUUGGUAA
This is a messenger RNA of Vombatus ursinus (common wombat), 6541 nucleotides long. It is a transcript of the gene ANKFY1, whose product is annotated as ankyrin repeat and FYVE domain containing 1. NCBI's taxonomy places the organism in Eukaryota, Metazoa, Chordata, Mammalia, Diprotodontia, Vombatidae. Bases 26 to 3544 code for a protein of 1172 amino acids. The transcript has 25 exons. Gene Ontology annotation, molecular function: metal ion binding; protein binding. The record is from RefSeq and is a predicted model, not a curated record.